GCCAGGCUGGGAAAGUCUGCCGUCUGUUUGUACUCGCUGGCGACGCGGGAGUGAUCGGUCGGUCCUCGAGCUGUGCUGCUUCAGAAAUUUCUGUGUUUUAGUGUUCCCACUUUGCAAAAUCAGCGCCGCCCACAGCCACCAGGAUGUCCGUGGCCCCCUUCGUCCUCACGCGACCCGCCUACAGUCUGCUAAACACCCUCAACGUCCCCAUCACGACCACGAACCCCGCGACGGGCGUGGACACCCUCAGGGGCUUCGUCAGCAUCGUCGUCCCCAUCACCGUGCUGCUGGACACGCUGCUGGAGGAGACGACGAAGGGAAGGAGUUUCAGCGAUGACCAGGCGGGUGUGUACGGGGCCCUUGAGAGGCGCAUCUCAUCCAACUUCGGAGUGGACGGAAGGGCGUGCAUACUCAGGUUCAUCUGCGAGUUGCAACGGAGACCCAUCAGCGAGUGGACGGUGGCUGGCCAGCUCCUGACGGUGCUCUUCACCCCGCGCCUCGGAGGAGGAUCCUCGGAUAUGGAGCUCCUCAAGGAGUACUUCACCGCGCAGAGGUUGGGUCUCAAGGACGAGGUGGACUGCGAGGCGAUGUACGGCACCUGCCCCGUCAGCGUCUUCCGGUACUUCGAUUCCCUCAAGAACAUGACGGCCGCGCAAGACGCCAGCUCGCAGAAGAAACUCUACGAUUUACAUGUCUUGUAGGUGGACGGCCCUCUUGUGCCGGAGGUCACGUUUUUUAUACCAUUGUUAUUUAUACUAUUUAUUAUUUAAUAUGUUUUCGAACUAUU
This is a messenger RNA of Penaeus chinensis, 787 nucleotides long. RefSeq lists its product as uncharacterized. Bases 144 to 701 code for a protein of 185 amino acids. The transcript has 4 exons. The record is from RefSeq and is a predicted model, not a curated record. Lineage: Eukaryota; Metazoa; Arthropoda; Malacostraca; Decapoda; Penaeidae.